AUGGCUUCCACACCUCAAUGCCACGUGCGCCGUUCUCCGCGCCUCUGGCGCAUCUCUCCGACUCCCACCAUUCGGAAGACGGGGGCCACCAACGCAAAGUCUCUCACUAUUGCUUCCUCGUCUGCAGCGGGCGUUUCUGACCAAAUAUUAUCCCCCCUCCAUACGGUAUGUACGACUGAAUUCUUUGUCGUUAAAAAUUCUGUUGGCUCUGACAAAGGUCCAUCCCCGUCGGAGAUCUAAGGGCUUUGUGAAUUUUCGGGGUCGAGGAUAGUUUGAAAUAGCUUGGUGAAAUGAAAGGAGGGAGAAUAGAGCUGCGGUUGCGGUUAGUGCGGUCGUAGCAGUGAUGAUUCUAUUGCCGUGCAUUGCGUAGGAGUGAUUAGAUUGAGAAGAAAGGAGGGGAGGCGAACGGCGAUACUGGG
Messenger RNA from Chondrus crispus (carragheen), 419 nucleotides. RefSeq lists its product as hypothetical. The record is from RefSeq and is a predicted model, not a curated record. Bases 1 to 240 code for a protein of 79 amino acids. The transcript has 2 exons. NCBI's taxonomy places the organism in Eukaryota, Rhodophyta, Florideophyceae, Gigartinales, Gigartinaceae.